Molecule: messenger RNA, 1151 nt
Organism: Trematomus bernacchii (emerald rockcod)
Lineage: Eukaryota; Metazoa; Chordata; Actinopteri; Perciformes; Nototheniidae
Exons: 8
Coding region: 138-962 (274 amino acids)
Biological process (GO): biosynthetic process
Source: RefSeq, a predicted model, not a curated record
GAGACGGACUUUUGGUGGACUGUGAACUCGCGAGAUGAGUCCGACUGGCCGUGGGUCUUUCCUGUACUAAUGUUUAACUUUCCUUCCUACCACAUCUUAGGUUAAUAUAGUGAGAGUCUCCCCUGUUCAGAGGUCAAAUGAAAGCUGUAAUUCUCGCCGCCGGGUACGGAACCAGGCUCCAGAGGGACGUGGCUGCCGACAGCAGCGGGAGGUUCGCUCACCUGGCUGGGACCGCCAAGCCGCUGCUGCCGGUGGGCCGCGGCGCGCUGCUCUCUCUCUGGGUCCGAGCCCUGACCGCGGCCCGCUGCGUGGACUGCAUCCAUGUGGUAACCAACGCUGUUUACCAUGCUGCGUUUGAAGAGUGGGCAUCACAUUUCACAAAUGUCAAGAUUCUCAGCGAUCAGACGACAAGCAAUGAAGGCCGCCUCGGGGCUGUGGCCUGUCUGCAGCUGGCCGUCAAGCACUUCAACAUAGAGGACCAUGUCUUAGUUAUUGGGGGAGACACGCUGUUUAAAGAAGAUUUCAGCCUGAAGAAAGUAAAGGAGAGGUUCAAUGAGCUCCAGGCAGAGAGUGAGGACAGCUGUCUGCUGCUGUCCUACCAGUGCCAAGAGGAGGAAACGAGUAAAUACGGGAUAUUGGAAGUAGACGGUGAUCUUCACGUCCUCUGUAUGAAGGAGAAACCUCUUCCUGCGGAGACACAGUCGAGGAGAGCAUGUCCCUGUUUCUAUAUGUUUUCAAAGAAAAGCCUUCCUCUGUUGGAGAACUUCCUGGAAGAAAAGAAGGAGGCUCCCAUUGAAGAGAAAGAUGCCCCAGGAAACUUUGUGUCCUGGCUCAUUCCCAGGAAGCCAGUAUACAUUCAUGAGAUUUCUGGGCGUUUUGAUGUCGGAAACUUGCCGUCCUAUAUUGAAUGUGACCUGUACUUCAGAGAAACACUUCAAGAUGUCGAGUCUUACAUGGUGUAGAGGAAACAGAGAUGAACUGAAGCACCAUAUUUAUUUUUGCCAUGUUCAAAAAUGAUCCAAGACCAGCAGAUAAUCAAUCAAUAUUCAACUAUUUGUCUGUCACAUUAAAUCAAGAAUUGUAACUGUAAAUAAUGUCAUUUUCCAAUUAAUAUUUUCUAUUAAAAAUUGAUUUUUAAAGUCUCUUCAUUA